This is a messenger RNA of Phyllopteryx taeniolatus (common seadragon), 7166 nucleotides long. RefSeq names its product dynamin-1-like protein. The transcript has 18 exons. Gene Ontology annotation, molecular function: GTPase activity; microtubule binding; GTP binding. Lineage: Eukaryota; Metazoa; Chordata; Actinopteri; Syngnathiformes; Syngnathidae. Bases 227 to 2248 code for a protein of 673 amino acids. Gene Ontology annotation, cellular component: microtubule; membrane; mitochondrion. The record is from RefSeq and is a predicted model, not a curated record. Gene Ontology annotation, biological process: mitochondrial fission.
AUCGGAUUGACAGAGAGCACCGCGGGACCCACCCUUAAGUGGUCAAAUGAGUUAUAGCUUUGCUGCUGCCGGUUUUGGAUGACGCUUUGGGACCUAACACGAAUACACUGACUCUCUGUGUGUUUUUCUACGAAGUAUGACGGAUAAACACGUUGAAUGAGAAGGGAUAUUGACGUCGUACGCCGCUUGCCUUCCAACCAAGUGAAUCCGGUCUAGUGGAAGCAGGAUGGAGACUCUGAUUCCCACCGUCAACCGUCUGCAGGAGGUUUUCCUCACAGUGGGCGCAGAGAUCAUUCAUCUGCCUCAGAUCGUCGUGGUCGGAUCUCAGAGCAGCGGGAAGAGCUCGGUGUUGGAGAGCCUUGUCGGACGUGAUUUUCUGCCCCGAGGCUCGGGGAUCGUCACCAGACGACCGCUGGUGUUGCAGCUUGUCAAUGUUGCACCUCUGGAGGAGCGGCUGAAGACUGAAAAUGGAAAUGGGGUAAAACAAACUGCACAAAACAGCUACCCAGGUAUCAAAGCUGAAGAAUGGGGGACUCUCUUGCACUGCAAGAAUCAGGUUUUCACAGAUUUUGGAGAAAUUCGGCGGGAAAUCGAGGCAGAGACUGAACGUUCUUCAGGCAACAACAAGGGAAUUACUCCCGAGCCCAUACAUUUGAAGAUUUUCUCGCCUAAAGUCCUCAAUCUGACCCUUGUUGAUUUACCUGGCAUCACAAAGGUCCCUGUUGGGGAUCAGCCCGAGGACAUCGAAUCUCAAGUGCAGGAGAUGAUCUUGUCCUUUAUCUCCAAUCCCAACUCCCUCAUCCUCUCUGUGUCAGCCGCCAACUCCGACUUGGCCACCUCGGAUGCUCUGAAAUUGGCUCGCGAGGUAGAUCCAGAUGGUCGACGGACACUGCUGGUGGUCAGCAAACUGGAUUUGAUGGACGCGGGGACAGAUGCUCUGGAGGUCCUUCUCGGUCGAGUCAUUCCAGUCAGGCUCGGUAUCAUCGGGGUGGUUAACAGGAGCCAGCAUGACAUCAACACUCAGAAGAGCCUGGGGGACUGCAUGAAGGACGAGCAGGCCUUCUUGCAGCGCCACUACCCAUCGCUGGCCUCCCGUGCCGGCUCACGCUACCUGGCCAAAACGCUCAGCAGGCUGCUCAUGCACCACAUCCGCGACUGCCUGCCAGACCUAAAGACCCGCGUGACUGUGCUCAGCGCCCAGUACCAGUCGCGCCUCAAUAGUUACGGCCAGCCGGUGGAGGACCACAGCGCCACCCUGCUGCAGAUUGUCACCAAAUUUGCGAGCGAUUACUGCAACACCAUCGAGGGAACGGCGCGCUACAUUCAAACCUCGGAGCUAUGUGGUGGCGCUCGCAUCUGUUACAUCUUCCACGAAACCUUUGGCCGCACGCUGCAGUCCAUCGACCCUCUCGGAGGGCUGACGGAGCUCGAUAUCCUCACUGCCAUCCGAAAUGCUACCGGUCCACGUCCUGCACUUUUUGUCCCAGAGGUGUCAUUCGAGUUGCUGGUGAAGCGUCAAAUCAAGCGUCUGGAGGAGCCCAGUCUGCGAUGUGUGGAGCUGGUCCACGAAGAGCUACAAAGGAUCAUCCAGCACUGCUCGUCCUUUAGCACGCAGGAGCUUCUAAGAUUCCCCAAACUUCAUGAUUCCAUUGUGGAAGUCGUGACUGGAUUACUGCGGAAGCGCUUGCCAAUUGCCAAUGAAAUGGUGCAUAAUUUAGUAGCAAUAGAGCUUGCCUACAUCAACACGAAGCAUCCGGACUUCACGGAUGCGGCGCAGGUCUCUGCAUCCGUCAACAGUCAGCAGGCAGAGGCCCUUGAUGGAACCAAGCGCUGGAAGAAUGAGAAGGCCGCAGAGGAGAAAACCCCACCUUCAGGCUUUGGCAGCCCCAGCAAAGGCCAGCCCAUUAACCUUCUUGACACAGCAGUGCCCGUGUCCCGCAAGCUGAGUUCGAAGGAGCAGAGGGACUGUGAGGUCAUCCAGCGCUUAAUCAAGUCUUACUUCCUCAUCGUCCGCAAGACCAUCCAGGACAGCGUGCCCAAGACUGUCAUGCACUUCCUGGUGAACUUUGUCAAAGAGCAUCUGCAGAGCGAGCUGGUGGGUCAGCUGUAUAAGCAGACGCUACUCCAGGACCUGCUCAUUGAGUCUCAGGACACGGCACAGCAGAGGACGGAGGUCGCUCAAAUGCUGCAGGCACUCAAAAAAGCCAAUAACAUCAUCUCUGAGAUCAGAGAGACACACCUGUGGUAGCUAAAGGACACCCACACUCCUCACUUUCGAGACAACAGCAUUAAUGAUGUACAGUGACUAUAAGUCUACACACCCCUGUCUACACACCCCAAUAAAAAAAAGACCAAGAUCAAUCAUUUCAGAACAUUUUCCGCCAUUAAUGUGACCUAGAACCUUAACAACAUAAUUGAAAAGAAAAUGAAAUCCUUUCAAGAGAAGAAGCAUAAAUAAACAACUGAGAUAAUGUGGUUGCACAAGUGUGCACACCCUCUUAUUUCAGGGGAUGUGGGUGUGUUCAGAAUGAACCAAUCACAUGCAAACUCAUGUUAAAUGGGAGUCAGCACACAUCUGCCAUCAUUUAAAGGGCCUCUGAUUAACCCCAAAUAAAAUUCAGCUGCUCUAGUAGACUUUGCGGCAUGGUGAAUGACUGCUUAGCACAUCUGCCUCACACUUGUGAGGACCCGGGUUCAAAUCCGGCCUCGCCUGUGUGGUGUUUGCAUGUUCUCCCCGUGCCUGUGUGGGCUGUCGGGAUGCAGUGUCACGUGAAUUUGUCAUUCAAGCUGGAAUUUUCCAACUCACGCGAAUCGGCGAAAAAGUGAAUUUUCGUGUGUUCGCCCCACUUGCAUCGCCUGGCUUGAAUUCGCACCAUUUGCACAUUUACAUUGACUUCGGGGUAGCACGGUGGAUGACUGUUUAGCACUUCUGCCUCACAGUUCAACUCCGGCCUCCUGCGUGGGUUUUCUUUGGGUACUCUGGUUUCCUCCCACAUCCCAAAAACAUGCAUGGUGGGUCAAUUGGAGACUCUAAAUUGUCCGUAAGUGUGAAUGUGAGUGUGAAUGGUUGUUUGUCUAUAUGUGCCCUGCGAUUGGCUGACAACCAGUUCAGGGUGUACCCCGCCUCUCGCCCACAGUUAGCGGGGAUAGGCUCCAGCACACCCACGACCUUAGUGAGGAUAAGCUGUGUCGAAAAUGGAUGGAUCGUAGACUUUCUAGGUCAUAGGGAUGGUACAAAACGUUUUGAAAUGAUUUCUCAUGGUCCUAUUGCUUUAUAUCACAAAAGCUUGGAAUUUGAUUAGGGGUUCUGUAGACGUGCGUGUGUGCGUGCGAGCGAGAGAGUGAGUGAUUUCUCCUGGACCAAUGAACAUUUAGCACAUUUUCAUCCACUGUUGCCCUGAAGCAGAAACACCAGAGCUUCCUCACUCAGACCUGAAGCGUUACACCACUUCACUGUCAAAGUGAACAAACUCCCUUUGUGUCAUUUUGUCAUGCAACGUUUGUGUGUGCGGUUCUGUGUCAUACGUGUACAUUAUAAGUGUAAUAUUUAAGUUGUGUACGUCCAAAAAUAUCCAACAAACCGGGUAUCCUGUGGGACCGUUUAACAGGUACUGAAUCUGCGAUUGCAGCUUGCACUCUCAACUACUCAAAAACUGCUCGUUCCCAACUUGCCCACCACAAGUCGACAAGAACUUGAGACAGGGAGACAAGAUUUGGAACCAUAUCCAAUCCAAAAUGUUUGAGAUAGUAUUGGCAGAUCAGUAGGCUUGUGUUCCUUGUCUGAGCUCAAAUAGGUAUCAGAACCAAAAUGCUCGCGGUAGCUGAGGAUGAAACUAAGAUUAAUAGGUCGCUUCCUUGUCAGAGCUCUAAUGGGUGCAAUUUUCACAAUGUCAGGGCAAGAAUCCAAUUGAUUCUGAGCGAUAUUCAAUCCUGUUUGAGGUAGCUUCGGAGGGGCAUACUCCUUGUUAGGGCUCUCGUAUGUUAUUUUCAAUCUAUCCUCAAAAUGUUAUGUUCAGGGAAACAACCCUAUUGAUUUUGUACAACAUCUGUUUUAUUACUUGCUGAAUUUUCCUUUCCUCAACAGUAAAAGGAGCAAUUUUUAAGCUUUCAGGGGUUAUUGAUCUAUGUAAGGGCAGAACCCUGGGGAAUUUGUUCAAGAUACGAACAAAAAAGCUUGAGGUCGCUUAAAUUGAAGGUGAGAUUAGUAAGUAUGUGAUAGAACAUCAAGCUUGUUGUGGUGAUUAUUAUUUAUUAUUAUUAUUAUUAUAAUAUGCCAGAGCAAGAAUGCUACUGAUUUUGUACGAUGUCCAGUCUGAGAGGCACAAGGCAGCUGAUGUAUAAAGCUAAUCGGAGGAGGAACACGUUCCUUGUCACAAUUCUAGUAGAUGCAAUUUUCUUCAAGUCUUCAAACUUUCAUGGCUUAUUCUUCAUUGUCUGCGCAAGAACCCUGUUGAUUUUGGUACGCUGUUACACCCGAGAUGCGCGAGGGUCAUCGAGCAUGUCUAGCACUAACCUCGCUGGGAGCAUGCAGCGUUUCCUCCAAUGUCGAAAUUAUGAGGCCGAUAUUAUUUCACUGUUCAAUAAUUGAGUGGCACUCAAGUGAUUCUUAUAGACUAUUAGUUUAAUUGUGCAUCAUCCUUAAAGGAAAUCACACAACUUUGUACUCAGAGGGAAGAGAGGCUCAUCAGGGAUUACAACUGAGGAGUCAAACCGCUCUCCUCAGAAAUACCCAGCAUGCAAUAUUUUUCCAACAUACGCCUGUGUCCCUAUAAGAACUAGUGAAACAGAAAAUGUUACCAGCCACGUUUCCUUGACUACUGUAUGUAAAUGUUGCUUGAUUUGUCAACCAAAACUGUUGUUAAAAGAUAAUUCUUCCCCCAAAGGCUAUUGCUCAUAUCUACAGGAUUAUUGUGUAUUUCUUUUCAUCGCUAACACUGCAAAGUGGUAUUAGGGCUGCACUGACUAUAAAAUAAAAAUCCAAUCAUGCGGAAAAACUCAUGAAUGUUACAAGACUAAGUGGUAAUGUUACAAUAAAAAUAGAAAAUAAAAGAUGUUAUACUCUGGCAAAACAGUUAAUGUGCAAAAUAGUAGAUGGGAGAGAAAAAAAAGUGUUAAAAAUAACAAGGAAAAGGGUUAUAAUGUCAAAAAAUAAAAACAUUGCGAGGAAAAAUAUGAUGUUCAAAAAAUAAAAACAUACUCGUAAAUGUCAAUGUUAAAAGAAUAAAGAUUUAAUGAGGAAAAAGUCAUACGGUUAGAAGGAUAGACAUAAUUACAAGAAAAAGUAAAAUGUUAAAAGAAUAAGGACAUGAUAGUAAAAGGAAAAAAGAAUAGUAUAAUAGACAUACUAUGAGAAUCACGAUGUAGCAUGACAAUCAGAAUCAGAAUCAUCUUUAUUUGCCAAGUAUGUCCAAAAAACACACAAGGAAUUUGUCUCCGGUAGUUGGAGCCGCUCUAGUACGACAACAGACAGUCAAUUGACAGAGAACACUUUUGAGACAUAGAGACAUUGACAAAAAAAAAAACAGUCACUGAGCAGUAAAGGGUUGCUAGUUAUCUGGUAAUGUCGGUACAAAUUAUUUUUUAUUUUGUUACAAUUGUGCAAAAGAUGCAGAGUCCUCUAGCACUUAGAGCAGUUCGAAUGACUAAUAUAGAAAUAGUCCGGUGCAAUGACCAUUGUGCAAAGGGCGCCGAGACUUCAAGGAGUGUAUGCGGUUUAAAGUGACGAGUAGGGCGAUAAUCUGGGACAAUGUUGAUUGUGAUGUUGCAGAUACUCCUCAAUCAGUGUGCAAAUGGAGCAGAUGCUACUCUGGCAUGAGCAGAUGCUACUCUGGCAUGAUUGGCCAGUAUUGGUCAACAACAGAUAUGCAAAUAGUGCAGCGUGGCGAGACAACUACAGUGAGUGCACGAGUAAUAUAUAAUUGGCCCCACAGAAAUGUGACAAUGAACUCAAGUCAAAAAAUUGCCAGCAUGUUUUAAUGGAAUUGUAGGUUAGGUGUUUAAGAAGUUUAUUGUAAGAGGGACGAAGCUGUUGGAAUGUCUGCUAGUUCUAGUUUGCAUUGAUCGGUCGUGCCUGCCUGAGGGGAGGAGCUGGAAGAGCUGAUGACCGGGAUGCGGAGGGUCCGAGAGGAUUUUGCACGCUCUUGUCUUAGUUCUGGCAGCGUGCAAGUCCUCAAGGGUGGGUAGGGGUGUACCGACAAUCCUUUCAGCAGUUUUGAUUGUCCGUUGCAGUCGGAGUUUGUCCUUUUUUGUAGCAGCACCAAACCAGACUGCGAUGGAAGAACACAGGACUGAUUCGAUGACCGCUGGGUCGAACUGUGGCAUAUGAAAAGAAAGUUGUUAUAAGAAUAACAUUUUCAUGUAAAAUGUUAAAACGUUUAAAGAAAAGAGAAAAAAGAUUAUCAAAAGCAAAAAGUCGGGAUCGGAGAAGUCAUAUUACAAGAAUAAAGUCAUAUUACAAAAAACAUCUAUUAUACGAUGUUUAAAAUGCUGUUUUUCACUUGUAAUAAUAAGACCAUUGUUUCAAAAAUCAAAGGUUUUUCUUUGAAUUUACAACAUAUUUCUUGUAGGUUACUAGUCUGAUUCCUUUAUCCCCAUAAUUUUUAAAAUUGUGGUUUAUUACUGUAUUCUUCAUAAAAUGACAAGAGUUCCUCCUAAUAUUUCCACAUUAUCCUCAUAAAAUCGUGAGUGUUUCUCUGGGUUUAUUUUUGUCAUAAAAUGUUUUUAUUGGGGUCUGCCCCUUUGAUUUCUGAAAUUUGCGGUUUUCCUCAUAAUAUUGUAUUACGACUUUAUGGGAUGGUGAGGUUUCUCCUCAUGAAAUUAUGACUUCAUCCUAGUAAUUUCUGUGACUUUGUCCUUUGAGCAGUUUUCCUUUCCACUGUGGCCCUAAUACAUCAUUGCACAUCAUUCAAAAAUAGACCUUUUUAAUUAUUUAGGAAGAAAUACCCUAGCGGGACCAUCAAUUAGCAUCCUCUUUCAAAUCAGGGACAUUGUGAAUGAGCUGUGUAUGUUUUGCAUGCGUUGAGGAUGCCAAUGUGGAGUAAGUGUGUAUUUUGUAUUAUUUAAGUGUAAAUUAUUCACAACGCGUAGACUGCCUCUGAGUUCCUGGCUGCCAAUAUUUGUGAUAAAUGUUUUACUCUUGGAGGCCAUUAAACUUCAAUGAAGGACAA